This is a messenger RNA of Oncorhynchus tshawytscha (Chinook salmon), 3218 nucleotides long. It is a transcript of the gene opn3, whose product is annotated as opsin 3. Bases 259 to 1446 code for a protein of 395 amino acids. The transcript is spliced from 4 exons. The record is from RefSeq and is a predicted model, not a curated record. NCBI's taxonomy places the organism in Eukaryota, Metazoa, Chordata, Actinopteri, Salmoniformes, Salmonidae. Gene Ontology annotation, molecular function: G protein-coupled receptor activity. Gene Ontology annotation, cellular component: membrane; photoreceptor outer segment. Gene Ontology annotation, biological process: G protein-coupled receptor signaling pathway; visual perception.
UGUCCCGAACACAACUUUACCCGUCUGGAGGUACAGUACAGUGGAUGCCAACUAAUUAUAGUGACGGAUGGAGACUGCUGGGGAUGUAACUCCUCGAGAAAUACUCUACAUUUGAGCCUUCCAUCAUCAGGAAAAUUGCCCUGUUUUCUCAAAAGAGCUUUCGCACGUUUAAUUAACUGGUUUAGAGCAGUUUUAAUAAUCCAACUGCAGCGCAGAAGAUCUUCCCUCCUAGCCACACUAGACAGGUCAUCGCGCACAAUGUUUGGGAGCGAAGUUAUUCAAGCAAUAAAUCCUGCGAAUUUAGCUAGCACUGAAAAAAAUACAGAAGAAUAUAUAUUUGCGGUUGGUACUUACAAACUCCUUGCUUUUGCCAUCGGAACAAUCGGAGUCUUCGGAUUUUGCAACAAUAUUAUUGUCAUCGUGCUGUACUACAGAUUCAAGAGACUCCGGACGCCCACAAAUUUGUUAAUAGUAAACAUUAGUAUAAGUGACGUGUUGGUGUCUGUCAUUGGAAUUAACUUUACGUUUGUUUCGUGCAUCAAAGGCGGAUGGGUCUGGAACUCGGCAACAUGCAUUUGGGACGGAUUCAGCAACAGUUUAUUUGGCAUCGUGUCCAUCAUGAGUCUCUCUGCCCUGGCCUAUGAGCGCUACAUCCGGGUGGUCCAUGCUAAGGUGGUGGACUUCCCCUGGGCCUGGAGGUGCAUCACUUACAUCUGGCUCUACUCCCUGGUCUGGACAGGGGCUCCUCUCCUGGGGUGGAACCGCUACACUCUGGAGAUCCACCAGUUAGGCUGCUCUCUGGACUGGACUUCCAAGGACCCGAACGAUUCCUCCUUCGUCCUCUUCUUUCUCCUGGCCUGCUUCUUCGUACCAGUGGGCAUUAUGAUCUACUGCUACGGGAACAUUCUUUACACAGUGCAAAUGCUCCGCUCCAUCCAGGACCUUCAGACAGUGCAGAUUAUUAAGAUCCUGCGCUACGAGAAAAAAGUGGCCGUCAUGUUCCUCUUGAUGAUCUCCUGUUUCCUGGUGUGCUGGACGCCCUACGCCGUGGUGUCCAUGAUAGAAGCCUUUGGCAGGAAGAGCAUGGUCACCCCUGCCGUCGCCAUCAUCCCCUCCUUCUUCGCCAAGUCCAGCACGGCCUAUAACCCUCUCAUCUACAUCUCCAUGAGCAGAAAGUUCCGGCGCUGCUUGCUGCAGCUGUUGUGCUCCCGGCUCUCGUGGAUUCAGCACAGCGUCAAGGACCGCCCCCUGGCCCGGAGCAUCGAGCGGCCCAUCCGCCCAAUCUUCAUGUCCCACCGAGGGGAUGGGGAACGACCAAAGAAGAGGGUGACCUUCAGCUCCUCCUCCAUCAUCUUCAUCAUCGCCAACAACGACAUUCACCACCUAGACACCACCUCCAAGAGCGGCCGUAUGUUGUCAGAGGUCAUCCAGGUGCGGCCGCUGUGACAGAGCAUUAUGGGUACUGCAGUACAUCAUGCUACACCCAGGCCACCAUGGGAACUGACUAAUCACCUCCAUCUAACACCUGUUCCUCUGUAUACCUCAGGACUUCCUCUCAUGAUGCAGUAAACCCGGAGGUGUUUCCUCUCAAAAGCCAAAACACCUUUUUGACCCAAGACUACUGGGAAUGUUUAAUGUCCUGUUCUCAGACUGUCUCACCAGGAAACACUUUUUCUACCAACAGUUGUGGUAAACAAAUGAUGUAGCUGUAAAUUUGUGAUGUAUCUCUCUCAACUUGUACCCUGUUAUUUUCAACAGCGCCUAUGUAAUUGUGUCAGCCAGCCUUCGACAUAGUCUCAUCCUGAGUUUAGUGUUUUUGAACAGGACCUCCUGUGUGAUGCCGGAGGCUAGCAGUGUUAAUGGAUCAGUGAUUGGCUGAGGAAGUGAUGUUGAUAAUUAUUAUUACCCUGGUUGGCAGCAGUGCAGUGCAGUGCAGCAGUGCUGAAUGACUGAUGGGAAAAGCCUUGCAAUAUUGCAGCAGCACAUUCUGCACAAUACUCUCUCCGCUUUUAUUGUAUCUGGAUGUGAGAAAGAGAUCCUAUUUUAAGAAAGCCACAGAUGAGAAGUAUUUUAAAAAAAUAUUUAAAAAAAAUCUUCCAAAUUUAAUUGUCACCACACUCGCUAGCGUGAUAAGUGCAAUCACUGUGAAAUGACAUUUCGUGGAAUUAUUUACGUAGAAUAAUAUGAAUGUAAUUAAAGAGGGAGGAGAUUGUAGUCAAGAUCAGACUGGUUCCACAGGCGGCAGCGAUAAGAAACUCCAGCGGCUCCAGGUUGCAGACGGAGCUCCCUUCAUAAGCCUCCCGAGUCGUCCCCUAUGAGUAGAGUUGAUGAGGAGAUGAUCAUAUUCAGCUCUAUAUAGGCACCAUGUCAUCAUAUACGUACAUCUGUGGUGACCGGAGACUGUCGUAAGAGCAAGCCAAUCAUCAGCCUAGCUAGUAGCUACCACUUUGAGCUUGACAUUUACAGUAGAAUUAUAGGUCUGGUUUAUCCCACAGAAAACGUUUUUCAUAAAAAUGUGUGCGCCUUAGAUGUUUGUCCUUUUUCACUCAAAACAUGUUAUGCUGUGUGAAGGACUCCUUGAUUAAGAAGUGAGCAAGUGUGAAAGAGCUCAAAUUCAUUAAAUGAAUCAAACAGGUUUUGCAAGCCAUAACUCCGCCACAAGCAACUGCAAAUUCAUUAAUUCAAUAACACUCACAUCAAGGCAAAUUGUAUUAACAAUGUUUAUAACUUUAAUGAUAAAUAAUUAUUUGUCAACACAGGUCAUGCAGCCAUGACUACUACAGUUGUAUUGUUGAGCAGUAACAUUGUGAUCACGGCACAGCAUUAAGACGGGUGGCAGGGUAGCCUAGUGGUUAGAGCGGAAGGUUGCAAGUUCAAACCCCCGAGCUGACAAGGUACAAAUCUGUCGUUCUGCCCCUGAACAGGCAGUUAACCCACUGUUCCUAGGCCGUCAUUGAAAAUAAGAAUUUGUUCUUAACUGACUUGCCUAGUUAAAUAAAGGUACCUUGCAGGUGCAACCUCAAUCAAAAAAAUAAAUACUGUGGUUUUAAUGUACUGCCCUCGAAGAUAAGAACAUUAUUUACUGUAUUUAUGUUUGAUUCAACACACCCACAAAAAAAGCCACUUCAGUUAUUUUCUGGCAUGUUGACCUCACAUGGAACUGGGACAAUAAUAUGUCACAAAUGAUUUGGAAUGUUUAAUUACUGCAACAUGACUGA